Messenger RNA from Colletotrichum truncatum, 1713 nucleotides. RefSeq names its product peptidase family M20/M25/M40. NCBI's taxonomy places the organism in Eukaryota, Fungi, Ascomycota, Sordariomycetes, Glomerellales, Glomerellaceae. Gene Ontology annotation, cellular component: fungal-type vacuole lumen. Gene Ontology annotation, molecular function: metallocarboxypeptidase activity. The record is from RefSeq and is a predicted model, not a curated record.
AUGUCCGAAAAACUCCCCUUCACCAACCCUCCGGCCCCGGAGUCACGCCGCCGCAGGACGGCGUGGUGGUCCCUCAUCCCGGCCGCCCUCCUGCUGACUUACCUUCACGCCCCAUCCGUCGUUCCCUCAUUCGGGGGGCAUCACGGCGGUGCGUCGCCGGCUUCAGGUGCCUGCCACCAAGUCUCCCCCCUCCUCCCAACCCUGACAACCUCGUCUCUGUCUGAGCUGGACAAGUACCUCGACACACCCAAGUUCCGCAACGAGACCGUCGCUCGCCUCUCUGGCGCCGUGAAAAUCCCUACAGAAUCUUUCGACGACUAUGGAAAGGUGGGCGAGGACGACCGCUGGGACAAGCUGUUUGCCUUCUCCGAAUACCUACUCAAGACCUUCCCCAAGGUCCAUGAGCACCUGAAGCUUGAGAAGGUCAACACCCACGGGCUGUUGUACACUUGGCAGGGCUCUGAUGCGGAGCUGAAGCCGACGGUUUUGAUGGCCCACCAGGACACCGUCCCGGUCGCCCCCACGACCAUCGACAGCUGGACUCACCCUCCUUUCAGCGGCACCUACGAUGGAAAAUUCGUUUGGGGACGCGGAGCGAUGGACUGCAAGAACUCGCUCAUCGGCAUUCUAGAGUCCGUCGAGUUGCUUCUUGGUGCCGGGUUCGAGCCAAAGCGCACUCUCGUCCUCUCUUUCGGUUUCGACGAGGAGAUUUCCGGCGCUAGAGGUGCUGGCCACCUGGCUCCUACGCUCAUUGAGCGCUACGGCAAGGAUGGUGCUGCCAUCCUCAUCGAUGAGGGAUCCGGUUUCGAUACCCAAUGGGGUCAAACAUUCGCGCUCCCCGGCACCGCCGAGAAGGGAUACAUUGACGUUGAGAUUGUCGUGCGCACGCCUGGAGGUCACAGUUCGAUUCCCCCACCGCACACCGGCAUUGGUAUCGUCUCUGAGAUUGUCACCAAGGUUGAGGGAUCGCCCUACGAACCUGAGCUGCUCCCCGGAAACCCCUACUUGGGUAAGCUGCAAUGCGGCGCCGCAUAUGCACCCGAUUUCCCUUCCAACCUCCGCAAGCUUCUGCCGAGAGGCGAACAGCAGGUCUGCAAGCGCAAGACGGAUCGUCUGGCCAAGGAGGCAGCCAAGGCAGGCCCCCAGGUCAAGUACCUCUUCACCACCUCCGUUGCGGCGGAUAUCAUUGACGGAGGCGUCAAGAGCAACGCCCUCCCUGAAAGGACCCGUGUUCUGGUCAACCACCGCGUGAACGUCGGCGACACCCCCGCCAGCGUCAAGAAGCACCUGACAAAUCUCAUUCGCCCCAUCGCUGAGAAGUAUAACCUUACACUCCAAGCCUUCUCCGGCGCAGCUGAGGCGCCCUCGAGCAUCAACCUUUUGGAUAACGACCGUGUCCUCGAGCCCGCGCCGGUUACACCCACUUCCGUAGAUGGCGUCACGCCCUACGGUAUCUUGUCAGGCACAACAAGAGCUCUGUAUGGCGAAGAGAUUGUUGUGUCUCCGGGUAUCAUGACCGGUAACACCGACACACGCUACUACUGGGAUCUGACGAAGCACAUCUUCCGGUUUUUGCCCGGAUUUGAUCCCGAGAGCGACGAGUGGGCCGGAAUCCAUACCGUUGAUGAGAAGACCAGUGUGAAGGGACAUAUCAACUUGGUCAAGUGGUACACUACCUUUUUGAGGAACAUUGAUGAGGCGGAAUUCCAGUAA